Molecule: messenger RNA, 1631 nt
Organism: Sciurus carolinensis (gray squirrel)
Lineage: Eukaryota; Metazoa; Chordata; Mammalia; Rodentia; Sciuridae
Gene: Slc7a13
Product: solute carrier family 7 member 13
Exons: 4
Coding region: 1-1431 (476 amino acids)
Biological process (GO): amino acid transmembrane transport
Cellular component (GO): membrane
Molecular function (GO): L-amino acid transmembrane transporter activity
Source: RefSeq, a predicted model, not a curated record
AUGGAUAAAGAGAGGAAGAUACAGCUUAAGAGAAAAUUUGGAUAUUUCAGGUGCACAAGUUUCUUACUUAUAAAUAUAAUUGGUGCAGGAAUUUUCGUGUCCCCCAAAGGAGUUUUGGAGUAUUCUUGCAUGAAUGUGGGCAUCUCCCUAUGUAUUUGGGCUGUCUGUGCCAUUUUUUCCUUGACAGGAUCUCUCUGCUUUGCAGAGGUGGGAAUAACCUUCCCAUGCGCUGGAGCUGACUACUAUUUUCUCAAGAGAUGCUUUGGCCCCUUGAUUGCUUUCCUGAAACUUUGGACAAGCUUUUUUGUGGGGCCAGGGAUAAUUGCUAGUCAAGCCCUGCUCCUUGCAGAGUAUAGCAUCCAACCUUUCUAUCCCAGCUGCUCUGCACCAACACUACCAAAGAAAUGUCUGGCCCUGGCCAUGUUGUGGAGUGUGGGAAUUCUGAAUUCUCGCACUAUUAGAGAUGUAAACAGGAUUCAGAUGGCAAGUUCAGUGCUGAAAAUGGCCAUACUUAGCCUCAUUUCCCUGAGUGGAGUGUUUAUACUGGUGAGAGGCAAGAAGGAGAAUACAGAAAGGUUUCAGAAUGCUUUCGAUGCUGAGUUUCCAGACGUCUCCCAGAUAAUAGAAGCCACCUUCCAAGGAUAUUUUGCAUUUUCAGGCUGGGCAAACUUUGUAUGUAUAGCAGAGGAGCUGAAGAAUCCCACCAAGACCAUUCCUAAAUGUGUAUGUACAGCAAUACCUCUGGUGACUCUGUUUUAUUUACUGGUUAACAUUUCCUACCUGACUGUUCUGACGCCCAGAGAAAUUCUCUCUUCAGAUGCAGUGGCUGUUACAUGGACUGAUAAAGUUAUCCCCCAAUUAAUAUGGAUUAUUCCUUUUGCUAUUUCUGCCUCAUUAUAUAGCAACCUUCUGAUUUCUAUACUCAACAGAACAAGAAUGACAUAUAUUGCAAGCCAACAAGGCCAGCUACCUUUGUUAUUUAAUACACUUAACAUUCACUCCUCUCUACUAAUAUCUGUGAUAGUAAAUGUUGCUCUGUCAUCCAUUAUGAUUGUCAUAACAAACUUAGUUGAACUGAUAAACUAUCUUUAUUUUGUGGUUUCUAUCUGGGUUGUAUUAACGAUGAUAGGAAUACUCAAACUGAGAUACCAGGAGCCGAAUCUACACAGACCUUAUAAGGUGUUUUUUCCAUUUGUAUUCAUAACAAUGGCCAUCAGCCUGAGCAUGGUUUUGAUACCAUUGAUAAAGUCUCCAAAAAUGCAUUAUAUCUACAUAUUUCUGUUUCUUCUCAGUGGACUGCUGUUUUACAUACCUUUUGUAUAUUUUAAGUUGAAGUUGGUUUGGUUUGAUAAAAUGACUUGCUAUUUACAAUUACUAUUUAAUGUUUGCAUUCCUGAUGCAUUUUAUAAAGAAUCAGAAGUAGAAACUUAAAAAAAAAAAAAAAAUAGCCUUCCAAAAACAUGCCAAGUUCAAAAUAAAGAUUAAGCAGAUGAUGAGAUACUAACAGUGAAAUUCCCAUGGCAACUUUUUCAAAUGAAAUAAUGUAUAUAAAAGACAGUGUCUGGCUUUAAAUUCACAGAGAAAUAAUCAUGCAUCACUAAAGCUCUGUUUUGGUUAGUAAAAAACUUAAA